AUCACCAACCUGAAGCAGCGGGGCAUGCAGUUCAUGGACGUGCCAUCCAGCUACUACCAGAUGCUGCGGGAGAGGCUGAAAACUGCCAAAAUCAAAGUGAAGGAGAACAUCGACAAGCUGGCGGAACUGAAGAUCCUGGUGGAUUUCGACGAGAAAGGAUAUUUGCUCCAGAUCUUCACCAAACCCGUUCAAGACAGACCUACAGUCUUUCUGGAGGUCAUCCAGAGGCAUAACCACCAGGGCUUUGGUGCCGGCAACUUCAAGUCUCUUUUUGAAGCGAUAGAAAUGGAUCAAGAAGCAAGAGGGAACCUGACCAUCCUGGAGCCCAACGGGGAGACCAGGCGCAUCUAG
Merops nubicus (carmine bee-eater) is the source of this 351-nucleotide messenger RNA. Its product is annotated as 4-hydroxyphenylpyruvate dioxygenase-like. The annotation marks the transcript as partial. Gene Ontology annotation, cellular component: endoplasmic reticulum membrane; Golgi membrane. The transcript is spliced from 3 exons. Gene Ontology annotation, molecular function: 4-hydroxyphenylpyruvate dioxygenase activity. The record is from RefSeq and is a predicted model, not a curated record. NCBI's taxonomy places the organism in Eukaryota, Metazoa, Chordata, Aves, Coraciiformes, Meropidae. Gene Ontology annotation, biological process: L-tyrosine catabolic process.